Molecule: messenger RNA, 1098 nt
Organism: Stylonychia lemnae
Lineage: Eukaryota; Ciliophora; Spirotrichea; Sporadotrichida; Oxytrichidae
Source: the annotation of a GenBank genome assembly
AUGAAUGAUCUAUUGACUGAGUAAUUAGAAAAUAAAACCUAUAAAGAUAUUUGCUUUCCCGCUUCUCGUUUGUACAGAGUGUUGGGCUUUGACAUCAAUAUAUAAGGAAAAUUGAUAGUCUGUUACUCUGAGCGAUUUAUGAUUCUUAGUCCAAGGAGGAAAUUCAAACUUAUUCAGCUGGUAGAGCAUAAAUUCAAACACACUAAUGUCCUCAUAUAUUGUCGAAGGAAGCAGGUAACCAUUAAUGAUGGAGAUCAAUACUUAACAUAUUCAACAAGGAGAAAAUAUUUUGUUCACAAAAACACGGAACCCAUUAAUGCUAGAUAUUUCAGGAUAGACCCUUAACAUAGUCUCGUACAUAUUGCCAAGGAAUAUGAGUUUUAUCAUGAUAAAUUUUUCGUCCAAAAUGACUUCAACCAUUAGUUUGCAGCUAAGUUUGGUACUCAUCGAUACAAGUAUGAAAGAAUGCCUCUAUCAGUCAAGAUUGCAGAUAAAGACGAGAUCCUUCAUGUUGAUUGUAAAACCAAGAAUUAGAUUUAGGAACUGAUUAGGUGCAAAGUUAAAUAUUGCUUGGAUCCCAAGUAUUUUCAAGGUAAAGAUGAGGAAUAAGAACUUCCAGAAGGAUUGUAUACAGCCCCAAACCCAGAAAUACUUUAUCGGACUUAAUAGUACAAAUUAUACUGCUACGACAAGAUCAAAGAUGACCUGUACUUGGUAUCUACAAGGUAUGAUGAAGAAAAACUUACAGCAUCUAAGCUAAUUAUGAUUAAUAGUAAGGGAAAGGUGAAAAAGAUGCUCUAUCAAACAUACUCUAACAUUGAAUUUUAAAAAAUCCUAAGAUUUGAUUACGAACAGAAUCCUUGGAUCAUCAUGAAAGAGAAUACAAAGCUGAUAAUGUUCAAUAUUUAAAAGUUAUAACCAUAUAUUAUAGCUCCUUAGAUUAAUAUUGUUGAUUAGAAGUGUACCAUAAGACAAUAACUGAAAAAUGGUAAAUUGAUAAUCAUAUCAUACUGUAUGGCUGAUUUUUAAAAAGUGAUUUUCUCAUUGAAUCCUAGUAAAUUAUCAUUAACAUCAGGCAAUUAGGAUUAAUCUUACUGA